AUGGUAGGAUAUGUCGAUCUCCCAUUGGACGAUUUGAUUCUUUUGAGGUGGGGCCUUGGGGGUACGGACUUGCUUAGAGAUUCGUUGGAUAAAGUGAAGAUUAUUCAGGCGAGGCUUCUCACAGCUCAGAGUUGGCAAAAGAGUUACGCGGACUGGAGAGUUCGUGAUUUAGUGUUUAUGGUGGGCGAUCAUGUCUUGCUUAAGGUUUCACCCUUAAAGGGUGUUAUGAGGUUUGGAAAGAAAGGAAAGUUGAAUCCUCGUUACAUUAGUCCUUUUGAUAUGAUUCAGAGAGUUGGAGAUGUUGCGUACGAGUUAGCACUACCAUCUGGUUUGUCGAGUGUUCAUCUAGUGUUUCAUGUUUCUAUGCUCAAGAAGUAUGUUUCAGAUGGUUCUCAUGUGAUUAGAUGGGAUUUAGUGAUGCUUGAUCAUAAUUUGUCCUAUGAGGAGGAGCCGAUUGCUAUCUUGGAUUGUCAUAUUCGUAAGAUGAGAUCCAAAGAAAUUGCUUCUGUGGAAGUUCAGUGGAGAGGUCGUUCGGUAGAGGAGGCUACUUGGGAGACCGAGUUGGAUAUGAGGGUGAGGUACCCUCAUCUUUUUGAAGCCCCAAGUACGUCUUUUCUCUUUUGUUGUCUUUGA
Molecule: messenger RNA, 633 nt
Organism: Lycium ferocissimum
Lineage: Eukaryota; Viridiplantae; Streptophyta; Magnoliopsida; Solanales; Solanaceae
Exons: 1
Coding region: 1-633 (210 amino acids)
Source: RefSeq, a predicted model, not a curated record